GCGAUGUCUAAUCUUCCGCUUGAUGUGAUCGCUGAGAUACUCUCUCGAUUACCAGUGAAAUUUCUCUCACGAUAUCUCUGCGUUUCCAAGCAAUGGUACGCUCUAAUCCACAGUCAAGCUUUCAUCAAUCUCCACCUCCGUCGCUCCAUCGAGUCCAACACAGAUCGCACCCUCAUCCUUCACCAACAACAUGCCACCGAUCCAUUUGAUUACUUCUCCGUCCACUUCCAAAACAACGAUCAGUUCGGCAAGCCCAUGAAAAUUCACCACCCACCACUACCACCCUGUGUAAACAUGUCCACCCAACAAAUCCACGGUUUGGUUUUCGUGCGUAGUAAUACGGGCGAACUUGCUAUCUGGAAUCCACUGAUACGUAGGUACAGGAAGUUGCCCACGUUAGAAAAACCUUUUCCUAGUAUUACGAUCGCUUUAGGAUUCGGCUACGAUACUCGUAACGAUGAUUAUAAGGUAUUGAGGGUCGUACACUUUUUAAAUAGAGAGCUUGAUGUUAAGAUGUAUAGUCUUAAAUCAAAGUCGUGGAAAAAUAUUAAAGAGCAAUGGCCUAAAAAGGGGUGGAAAAGAUCUUCCAAGUCAGUGUCGGUGAAUGGCGCUUUGCAUUGGUUAGUAGCUGAGGAUAAGCAGGGUCCGGUGAUGAUUCUUGCUUUCGAUCUUGCCAAUGAGAAAUUCCGGGACUUUGCAACGCCGCGCCAACCACCCACCUAUGGGGCGGAGAGGUUUUUGGAAGCGUGUUUGGAAGGGUUUUUGGAAGCGUGUUUGGAAGUAUUGAAUGGAAAGCUAUGUUUUAUUGUGAAUCUUGAUAAGAAGGAUAAUGAAGUUUGGUUGAUGGAAGAAUAUGGGGAAGGGAGUUCUUGGACUCGGGUUUAUAAAAUUGAGUAUGAUGGAGUGUUUAAGAAUGUCAAGUUUUUCAAUCCUCUAAUGUUUUCCAAGAAUAGCAAGGAGAUUCUCAUGGAGAAGUGCCACUGGGAUCGUACUUUUCUUAUUUGGUUCGACAGAGAAAUUAAAGAACACAGGAAGGUUAAGAUUCGGAAGCUUCCCCAUGUGUUUCAGACGGCAAUUUGUACCGGGAGUCUUCUUCUACUUGAUGGUGAUAAUGUGAUUAGUCGAUAUUGAAGAACAAUAAUGUAAUUGAUCGAUAUAGAAAGAACAAUAGGGCCUGCAAACCUGCAUGGUGGCUUUGUUUUCAUGGCAUUGUCAUUGUCCUUUUUUUUUUUUCUUCACCAUUUCAAAAGAAAGGAGAGAGGCAGGGGAGGGAGCAUUUCAGUGACGAUCUAUCCAUUUCAUUUGUGGAAAUUACUUACACACUUGAUUAGGAUGAUACUUUUCUGGGGAAAGCAUGUCAUUUGUUUGGCAAUCAAUUUUAUCUAGAAGGUUGUUUCUGUUCCUUCCUAUUGAUUGUAUAGAUUUCUCUCUUCCCUUGGAACCUUUAUUUCUAAUUUUAGAAUCUAAUCUAUCUA
Molecule: messenger RNA, 1475 nt
Organism: Quercus lobata
Lineage: Eukaryota; Viridiplantae; Streptophyta; Magnoliopsida; Fagales; Fagaceae
Product: F-box protein CPR1-like
Exons: 2
Coding region: 4-1131 (375 amino acids)
Molecular function (GO): protein binding
Source: RefSeq, a predicted model, not a curated record